This is a messenger RNA of Rasamsonia emersonii CBS 393.64, 870 nucleotides long. RefSeq lists its product as uncharacterized. The transcript has a single exon. Lineage: Eukaryota; Fungi; Ascomycota; Eurotiomycetes; Eurotiales; Trichocomaceae. The record is from RefSeq and is a predicted model, not a curated record. Bases 1 to 870 code for a protein of 289 amino acids.
AUGGCUUCCACCUACUACGUCCAAUCCUCCCCCUUCAAUUCUUCCCCUCCAAGGCCGCGGCAGCAGCAGCAGCAGCAACAACAACAACUGCAAAAGAGAAAGAUGAGCCUCACGCAGACCUACUAUCUCGCCCACACCGCCCGGGGCAAGCUCUCCAGGGAGGCUGCCCGGGCCGACCACGACCUCCGCCUGCUCGUCGGCCACGCAAACCUCCUCGAUUCCUUGAUGCUGGAGCUUGCCAAUGCAGAGAAGGAGCAGGAGCGAUGGUUCAACCGCUCCGUCAACAGUGCCACCAAGUCUUCUCAAGACGAGCGGCCCAGCCACAUCCGAUGGGCUGAUAACCUCGUCGAGGAGCCCGAGGAAGACUGGUCCUCGGAAGAGGACUCGGACGCAGAGUCGGAUAUGAGCGACUCGGAUCUGGAGGAGGAGGACAUGACUGUCCACACCGCGUCUGCCACGCCCUUCCGCCGUCCUCCCUCCCCGGUCGCCAUCAUCACAGAGCAGGAGGUGUCAGAUUCCGAGUCGGAUACAGAUGAAGAGGAAGAGGAGGAGGACGAAGACUUUGAGUUCGAGUUUGAAGACCUCGCCUUGAGACGAUCGCCCUCCCGGCAGUCGCCGCCUGAGCUGUUGGAAGACCUCGACGACGACUCGGAGGAAGACACGACACCACCAUCACCACCGCAAUCCGCAUACGAUGACUUUACGUCGUCCGAGAAGGAGCCGUCGGUGUCAACGAUGGCUCUCUACCACGACCAACAUCCCGCCAAGAGGGCCGAGCUGGCUCUCCCAGAUUCAGAACAGUCACCCAUGUUCGGGCAAGGAUACUAUGUAUCCUCGCGACUGCAGGGCACGAUGAUACCGGCGUACUAG